AUGCAAUUACAGUAUCGAUUUGAAGAUCUACGCGACGUUGUAAUGAUUAUUUCGAAAAUGGACUACCUCACCAAUUUUCAUAAGAUCGAAAUAUGUUGCCAGAGACAUUAUUUUCAACUUUUUCCUUUAUAUCAUAACGUUGCUCAGCCAUCAUUUUCGAGACAAUCAUAAAAAUAUUUGUUCUGCUAUACAGUAUUCUAUUUUCAAACCUUUUAAAUCUUCUCGUAAACUGUUUCUCAUUUUCAACGAUAAUAUUAUAUGAUCUUCAACACGAGACACGUAUUAUCAGCUACUAUUUUAUUACAUGUAGCAAAGUGUAGUGCAACGUGAAGGUUAGACGCAUUGGGCACGCAUGAAAAUAACUGAUCCAGUAACUGUUUUAUCAAACACCAUUACCAAAUGACAACACACGAGGAACAGCCCAAAAUAACAAAUACGAAUUUUAUUUUCGUUGCAUCGUUAAUAGCAGGAGGAUUGGCUGGUACUUCUGUUGAUGUGGCAUUAUUUCCAUUGGAUACAUUAAAAACACGAUUACAAGCUAAAAAAGGUUUUAGAAAGUCAGGAGGAUGUUCCGGUCUUUAUAAAGGAAUUAUUCCUGUUUUGAUCGGUUCUGCACCAACUGCAUCCUUAUUUUUUGUAACUUAUGAAGGUAUUAAAACUGUUGUACAAUGUAAAGUUUCCGAGAAAUAUCAUUCCUUGCUUCAUAUGGGUGCUGCAUCUUUAGCAGAAAUGGUAGCAUCUCUGAUAAGAGUGCCCAUAGAAGUUGUGAAGCAAAGGAAACAAGCACUAGUAUUAAAUAAACAAGAUAUUACCCUUAGAUUACUAUAUCGUGGAUAUUGGAGUACCGUGUUAAGAGACAUGCCUUUUAGUUUAAUACAGUUUCCAAUAUGGGAAUAUUUAAAGAAAGUCUGGAAUUCUAAUAUCGAUCGGAAUAUACUUCCGGUGGAAAGCGCCGUUUGUGGAGCAAUCGCAGGUGGUGUAUCUGCUUCUGUUACUACGCCAUUAGACGUAAUAAAGACGAGAAUAAUGCUCGCCCAUAAAAAUACAAAUUCCGAGAAACUGAAAAUAUUAUAUAUGCUAAAAGAUAUAUAUAGAGAAAAAGGUUUGCCCGGACUUUAUGCGGGUAUCGGGCCUAGAAUAAUUUGGAUAACAUUAGGAGGUUUUAUUUUCUUCGGCACGUACGAAAAAGUAAAAACUGUAGUGACAAACUUCUCCACAGACUUACUUAUUUUUUUAUAA
This is a messenger RNA of Colletes gigas, 1239 nucleotides long. RefSeq names its product S-adenosylmethionine mitochondrial carrier protein-like. Gene Ontology annotation, cellular component: mitochondrial inner membrane. Lineage: Eukaryota; Metazoa; Arthropoda; Insecta; Hymenoptera; Colletidae. The transcript has 6 exons. The record is from RefSeq and is a predicted model, not a curated record. Gene Ontology annotation, molecular function: S-adenosyl-L-methionine transmembrane transporter activity. The coding region runs from base 400 to 1239 and encodes 279 amino acids.